Messenger RNA from Dicentrarchus labrax (European seabass), 3378 nucleotides. It is a transcript of the gene kras, whose product is annotated as v-Ki-ras2 Kirsten rat sarcoma viral oncogene homolog. The coding region runs from base 299 to 868 and encodes 189 amino acids. Gene Ontology annotation, cellular component: plasma membrane. The record is from RefSeq and is a predicted model, not a curated record. Gene Ontology annotation, biological process: Ras protein signal transduction. Lineage: Eukaryota; Metazoa; Chordata; Actinopteri; Moronidae. The transcript is spliced from 6 exons. Gene Ontology annotation, molecular function: GTPase activity; GDP binding; GTP binding.
CCGGUAUCCGCCCAUAUUCGCUUAAAGGAGGCCAACCUGAGCAGCUAGGCCGGACGCUGGAUCAAAUGGAAAGUUCAAUCGAUUAAAUUCGCCCACUUUUUCUUUUUUUUUUUUUGUUUUGUUUUUUGUUGUUGCAUGUUCCCACUUGCUUCUGGAAAACGAGGUAGACCGACCUUAAAUGCGGGCGUUUUGGCGUGAAAUAGGAAAUGCAGAGAUCGUGUGAAACGAGAGGAUUAUCAGCUUGACUUAUUUGGUCGCUACUUCGGACGCGGAACUCCACUCGCUAAAAAGGUGAAUCAUGACAGAAUAUAAGCUGGUAGUGGUGGGAGCUGGUGGCGUUGGCAAGAGCGCACUUACUAUUCAACUCAUCCAGAAUCACUUUGUGGAUGAAUAUGAUCCCACCAUUGAGGACUCCUACAGAAAGCAGGUAGUGAUCGACGGAGAGACGUGUCUGCUGGACAUCCUGGACACUGCAGGUCAGGAGGAGUACAGCGCCAUGAGGGAUCAGUACAUGAGGACAGGGGAGGGCUUCCUCUGUGUCUUUGCCAUCAACAACACCAAGUCCUUCGAGGACAUUCACCACUAUAGAGAACAGAUUAAGCGAGUUAAGGACUCUGAGGACGUCCCCAUGGUGUUGGUGGGGAACAAGUGUGACCUCCCGUCCCGGACAGUGGACACCAAGCAGGCUCAGGACUUAGCACGCAGCUACGGCAUUCCCUUUAUUGAGACCUCAGCCAAAACCAGACAGAGAGUGGAAGAUGCCUUUUACACUCUGGUACGGGAGAUCAGGCUGUACCGGCUCAAUAAGCUCAGCAAGGAAGAAAAGACUCCGCGGUGUGUCAAGCUUAAAAAGUGUGUUGUGAUGUGAAAGGGGGGGUUGAUGAUGCCUUUUACACAUUAGUGCGAGAAAUCCGGAAGCAUAAGGAGAAGAUGAGCAAGGAGGGCAAAAAGAAGAAAAAGAAGUCCAAGACAAAGUGUACACUUAUGUGAAUUAUUACCCGUUUUCAAGACAGACUAAAAAAAAAAAAAAGAACUAUGUUGAACAGUUAAGUAAUACAUUUUGUACAUUACACUAAAUUAUUAGCCUCUUUCUCAAUACCCACCAUACUGAAUACUAAGCCUGAUCCAAUUUUUCUGCCUUUCUGUUAUUUGCUACUUGGACACCAAUAAGCUUUAUUUUCAGUUUAGUGCCAGUUGCCCACAUGUGUUGGUCCAACAGCCUGUUUCAUUUGAUAGGAUGACUAUGUUGAUUUGGAUAAUUUUAUAUAACUGCAGAACUGUGAGCUAAUUGCAUCGCAACUCAUGUUUGACAAAUUAUUCAUUAACAAUUCAAAGGUUUUUUGGUUUUUUUCCCCCCAUUUGCUUAAAAGGUCAUGACCUGCAAAAGUUCUGUCCUUUUUAAAAAAAAAAAAAAAAAAGUAUGGGAUGCCAAAGAAUGAAUUUUCAUCCCGAUUCUUAUAGACAAUACAGAUAUGAAGAAAGGACCAACAUUCAGCCAGAUGAGAUCCCAAUGUCCCAGCCACUGUGUAAUGUCCCCAUCUCUAAUGACCUCUAGGUAUGACUUAGUUAUGUCACUGAUAUAAGUAUGCAUGCAAACUCCUACUCUUCUCCAAAUGUUUGAACACCCUAAUUAGCUAUUAAUUAAUUUGAAAUUUGUCAAUGCUUUGUACUGUGUGGGGAGUGUUUUCUUGCCUACAUGAGAUGUUUGUUGUUUUGUUAUUUUUUUUUUUUUUUUCUUUUUGCAUGCAUUGUGUCCUAGAUGACAUGGGUAUUGCAAACUGCCUCUGGUCGAUUCGGUUAACAGAGCCCGCAACGAGGAACUCUGACCCAAGUGGACAUCAUACAGUCUAGUUUUUUCAGGUUUAUAUAAAGUUAAUCAGUACUUGCUUUUGUGUGAAAGAAAUCAGCCACCCUUUUGCUUCAUUAAUGACACAUUCAGAGAUCCAGAUUUAUACCCGUUUUGUGAUGAUAAAAUGGGACUAGCAGCCAUGUCUGUGUUUUGGCUGUGCAGAGUCAUUUCAUGUUGCAGGGAUUCAUGCCUCCUCACAGUCUAAUGUCGAACAGCUCGUUACUGAUCACAUAUUUCCUGCUUUUCUUCACUCUUAAGACUUGACUGCAGGAUUGUUUUUAAUUCAUCCUGACAAUAACUAUUUCAUUGCCGUUUGUUACAAAAUGAUGGAGUACUCCAGUCAACAUCCUCCUGAUUUGAGGCAUUCAUGUUUAAACAGUAUGAGGACCCUUUAUCAGGACCUGUGAUUCUCCAGCUGACCAUAGAGGUGUCAUGCCUUGCACAUUUUCCCAAGCUGUUGACUCCUUCGCUUGUGACUGGCUAUAACGCAGAAUGCAUCUUUUAAGCAGCUUUCAGGAAUAUUUCUCUUGGUGUGGUGUCACAGAGGUUUUCCAAAAUGUUGUCCAAAAGGAUUUUCAGAUUCUUCCUUUGGCAGAGCUUUUUAAAAGAGUUUUUGGAUUUACUUCCUAAAGUGUAGAAAUUAUUUGGUGGGCUGCCUUUCAACAGAAAUGAUUGUCCAGCAGAGUAAUUUGUCAUUUUCUCUCACAAAGCUUGUGUAUCAUGGUGACGUAACUGGAACUGAUGUUUGUAAAUGAGGCAGUAAUUGCCAUAAAAUUGGUUUUUAGAGAAAAUUGUCUGAAUUUAUAAAAAAAAAAAGUCCUGGUUGCUCUCUCGGGUCAACCCAUAUUUCACCUUUUCCAUCAUAUUUACAAGCUGUUCCCCUGGGGAUGUUUUAUUUGCCUUUAUGUUUGCAUUAGGUGCUAAAUUUGAACGGUUGAAAGAGCUGAGACAACAUUUACUUUGUCCUCUGUGCUCAAGAAAUACACAAAAUGCUGUUUUAGGGGAGCAAAGUUAUUGACACAGAAAAUCCAGACAUGAUACAUUUUUCUUUCAGGAUUAAUGAAUUUUGACCCAGUUUAUUAUUACCUCUUUUUUUCAUGAAGUAGAUAAUAACUGUUAAUGCAAUUUUAAUUAUGGAACCCUCUAAUACAGUUUCAAAAGUAGUUUUACUGUUCCUCUUCCUUUAUUGUGUGCCAACAGCUGAUUUCUGAAAUGUAUCAUUUAUACCUGGAUCAUAUUUUAACAACCUUUGUAUAGUUGUGAUACUGAAAGGUGCAUAUUUUGUAAAUUGUGCUUCAUUUCGUUGGUGUGUCUAAAUGAAUGUUGCUUUAAUGGAGUUUCACUCCGCUCUGUGUAUGUGACUAGAGAGUGUGACUGGGUCCAGGUCUAGGGAAGUGAAUGAAUGACCACUUUACAACACACCUGUUGUGGCAGUGUAGAGUGGUGAUCUGAUCUCAAAUGAGUCUAUUUUUUGCCAUGAAUCUCACCACUCCUAUUUAAUGUGUAAUAAAGAACAAAGUAAAGAGGAA